Molecule: messenger RNA, 1626 nt
Organism: Hyaloperonospora brassicae
Lineage: Eukaryota; Oomycota; Peronosporomycetes; Peronosporales; Peronosporaceae
Source: the annotation of a GenBank genome assembly
AUGACCGACUCGUCUCCAGACUGCGAACGUGCAAGUAACGGCAUCCGCGGACGCAACAAGAAGACGGACGUGUUGUCCGCUAUGGAAAGCGGCAGUGGCAGUACCGACCGCAUAUUCGAUACGUCCGUUUCCGAUACCGAAAAAGCGCUCGUGUCGUCAAUGGCAGCUGAGCAAGAGACAAAGAAGGACCAAAAGGGCCCAAGCACACUCUCGAGCGCAGCUGCGGUCGUCCAUUGGUGGCAGUCGAUGCGUCUGCAGUUUGGCGACGGUCUGUUGCUCCAGAUCUUCUGUGUCUACUUGACGCAGGGCAUUCGCAGUACGCUGUGCUCCUUGGGCACGAGUUACUAUCUGAACGAGACGUUGGCGUUACUGCCAGCACAGUCCGAGGCCCUUCGGGCGACUGCUGCGAUUCCGUGGAUCGUCAAGCCGCUCUACGGUCUGCUUUCGGACAGCGUUCCGAUCGGGGGAACCCGUCGCAAGUCCUAUCUGCUCAUCUUUAGCGCCGUCGCGGCCACGGCCUACUUUGCGCUCUCUGUGCCGGGACUCAUUGUGACGUACGAGAGGGCACUAGUUGCGCUCGUGGUGGCAAGUCUCGGGAUCGCGUUUUGCGACGUGGUCAUUGAUGGCAAAGUCGUUGAAGCCGCUCGCAGUGAGCGCGAAGACAUGGCCGGUAACUUGCAGACGCUGUCGUGGAUCUCGCUCUCGAUCGGGUCGGUCUUGGGCUCGAUGGUGUCAGGAUACGCGCUCAAUAGCUUUGGUCCACUGGGUGUCUUUUUCAUCACGGCAAUGGGUCCGCUGAGCGUGAUGCUGAUCUCCAUUCGAAUUGAGGAGGCAGCUUACGUACCACAAGAAGAUGUCGGGUUCCUUCGGACUGUGCAAGACCAGUGCCGCGCCCUGGCGUCGGUGGUCGUGGACCCCAUUUGCUGGCGUCCCAUGCUCUGGAUUUUCCUGUCCAAUGCGUUGCCCCCUAGUGUCGGCGAAGCCAUGUUCACGUUCAAGACAUCCGAGUUGGGCUUCACCAAAUCGUUUCUGGGCUUCAUCUCCACCGCCGGCAGCUUCACACUCCUUGGGACAACCGCUGUGUACAACGCCUACUUCCGUGACAUGCCGUUUCGCCGCAUGUUUUUCCGCAUCCAGCUGGCAUCAGCCUGCGUCUCGUUCGCCGAGUUUGUGCUCGUCUCGCGUCUGAAUUUGGCGUUUGGCGUCGGUGACCGAUUCUUUAUCUUUGGCGACGAGAUCCUCUCGGACGUUGUGGCGCGUCUCAAGCACAUGCCCUCGCUCGUCUUGUGUGCCAAGAUAUGUCCACCGGGUAUCGAGGGCACCAUGUUUGCGCUGCUCAUGUCCAUCUACAACUUUUCCUGGUCUGUCGCUUCAUACGGUGGAUCGUGGCUGUGCAGCUACUUGCAGAUCUCCAAGACAAACUUUGCGGGGCUUGCGACCGCUGUGAUUAUCCGCAGCGUGGCCAAGGUUGUGCCGCUCUUGCUGCUGUUCAUGGUACCAGCAACGGUCGGGAUCAGUAGCUCGUCCCUCGCGUCCAAGGCGAAGAGUGCCCAGACAAGAAAACAAAGCGAGGGCACCAGUGACAGUGCUGACGACAGUGCCGCUGAUGUCAGCGUGCAGGCGUGA